AUGCUUCCACCUUUUGAGACCGAAGACACUUCUCCAAGUGGCCGUUGGGGUUCCAUUGUCAAGAUGUAUAGACCAAUUACGGACUUUCUGGAGAAUGAAGGCAGUAUCGGCCUCGUUCUGAUCCUAUCCAUUCACAUCAUUUCUACUGGCCUCUUCAUGUUCCUCGGCGGAUUCAUCCUCACAGCGCCACUCUGGAUACUUAAUUUUGUGCCUCCAGGUACAUAUCCACGAAUGGCGAUACAGUUGGGCACGCUCGCCGCCUAUGUCCUCGUCCUACUUGUGCCACUCCCUCUCUUUCGUCACCUUCGUCGCUUUCCUGGAUGCCACGCAGCAAUUGUCACUCUCCUUGCAUGGGAAGUUCUCGUGAUUCGAUGGUUCUGCGUAGAAGACGACCGUGCGAGUACCAUGUCCAAAUUUCUGUGCCUCAGCCUGGUGCGGAAUCUGGCGUUUCUCGGCUCUGCUAUCGCCAUAGUUUAUGCUGGGACACUUGCAUGGGCCUCGUCAAGAGCAAGUGGGUCCUGGCCUCCUAGGCUUUGGGUACUCGCAGUCUUGGGAGAAUUGUUUGUGUUGCAGGAGUUUUACCGUAAUGGAGCUUUCGGUGGCGGCAAAGUCCUCGGGCUUCCACCUCGCGGCGCCUUUUCUGGUCGAUUGGGAGCUAUAAAAUCGACGGGCAUUCGAAGCACUCUCCUUAUCUCGUCCUCUUUUUUACUCUCAACGACCAUUACGAUGAUGAAUAUGACCUCUACGUCCGGUAUUUUCAUGGCAUCGGCGAUCCUCUUCUUGCUCGCUAGUCUUCCUCACGCUGCUGCAAAAGGGGGUGGACGUAGUGGGAAUGGAGGUGGUAGUAGUGUGAGAAUUGGCAUCUUGUACAUCCCGAUGAUCUAUGUUGUCGUCGCCAGCAUCUUCGUUUUUAUCGUUAUCCUCACGAUGAUAUACGUCUGCUGCCUCAAGUCCAGUGAACGGUUCCAGCGAUGGAAAGGGGGUAUGAAGGCCCGCAUUCAAAACCGUCGAGACGCGCAAACUACCAAGGCUCACGAGAUGCGCGAAGGGGCCCUCGAUGGGACCGGAAUCAAGAAUCCAGUCCUAGCACCGGCAGGAUAUCAGACGGUCCACGCCUUUGAUCAACCAUAUCAGCCUCCACACGGAUAUCCAGUGCACCAUCCGUACACGUACAACCACAACGGAGAGAGCUCCCAGUCGACCUUUGUCAUCCCAGCAGGGCAUCAUGGUAAAUCGGGCUCUGGACAAUGGACAGCACAGGAUGGGAUGCACAAGCCCUCCACCCCGGUUCCUUAUGCGCAAGGUGGAAUGGGAUAUACGACCGAUGUCGGAUAUGCACAUUCAGCAUCCACCCCCAGCUACGACCUUUACGCAAGGACAUGGACCCCACAGUGGCCCGAAUGCUGUUUGAGAGAUACCAUUGAUUGGGGGUAA
This is a messenger RNA of Serendipita indica DSM 11827, 1434 nucleotides long. NCBI's taxonomy places the organism in Eukaryota, Fungi, Basidiomycota, Agaricomycetes, Sebacinales, Serendipitaceae. The record is from the annotation of a GenBank genome assembly.